This is a messenger RNA of Glarea lozoyensis ATCC 20868, 894 nucleotides long. RefSeq lists its product as uncharacterized. The transcript has 2 exons. Lineage: Eukaryota; Fungi; Ascomycota; Leotiomycetes; Helotiales; Helotiaceae. The record is from RefSeq and is a predicted model, not a curated record. Bases 1 to 894 code for a protein of 297 amino acids.
AUGGCUUCCUCCGCGGCUCUAAUCCCACGAUUCCUCCUCCCACGACAAGGUGCGAUCUGGCUACGAGCUUCAAGCGUUCGCAAUGCCUCAAACAAAGCAUCAUCCGCCUCUAAAAAGGUGCCCAAAAAAGCUUCAAGCCCACCUGCAGCAGCAGGUAAGCCAUCUUCAGCAGCAGGAAAGCCAUUGGUGCUUGAAAAGCCUACCCAUUUCCGACCGCCAUCUCAUGGACAGAGAAGAGUGAAGGAAGCGCCUAGAUAUCCUGGACCAAAACUGAGUGAAGAGGAGGAAGCGGCGAGGAAGACAAGGAAAUACCCAAAUAUGAUGCCUGCGGAGGGGACGUUUAUGCAUUGGUUUAUCAAUAAUAAGAGUAUACAUUUGACGAUUACUUUGGGCACACUGUUCACUCUAGCAACAACAGUAUACUUCAACAACCUCAAGCGCUCCUCUCCAUACGCGGAUCUCCUCCCUGGCUUAUCAGAUGUCUUCUUCCACCCCAUCCAAUCCACCCGCACAUUCGGCGAAGUAAUCCGCCUAACAGGUGACUACAACACCAUCCAAACAAUGGAACGUCGCAAAGCCAAAGUCGAAGAUGUAACAAAGAGAGAUGCGUAUAGAAAGGCGCAUGGAUUAGAUAAGGAUGAAGGGUUUGGUGGCUGGACUGCGAGAGCUGCGGGCGAGGAGAUGGGUGGUGGACUUAGGGUUCCAGAUGAGAAGCCUAAGGUGGCGGAGGUCGCUGUUGAUGGAAAGGCGCAGACUGAGGACGAGAAGAAGAUUUUGAAUUUGGGUGGUGGCAAGUUGAUGCUUCCUGACGGGACGAUUGUUCUUGAGAAGGCUUACACAGCUGAACCGGUUGUAGAGAAGAAACCGUUGAGGAAGUGGCUCGGGAUCUGGUAG